Molecule: messenger RNA, 1122 nt
Organism: Fusarium fujikuroi IMI 58289
Lineage: Eukaryota; Fungi; Ascomycota; Sordariomycetes; Hypocreales; Nectriaceae
Product: related to alcohol/sorbitol dehydrogenase
Exons: 5
Coding region: 1-1122 (373 amino acids)
Biological process (GO): butanediol biosynthetic process
Cellular component (GO): cytoplasm
Molecular function (GO): zinc ion binding; (R,R)-butanediol dehydrogenase activity
Source: RefSeq, a predicted model, not a curated record
AUGGCAGAUACCAUGCAGGCAGUUGUCUUCCAUGGCAAGGGCGAUAUAAGAAUCGAGGAAGUCAAUGUCCCAAAGCCUGGUCCCAAAGAAGUUCAGCUGAAACCGGCAUUUGUUGGAAUUUGCGGAACAGAUCUUCACGAAUAUCUUGAGGGAGCCUACCUGAUUCCCACAACAUCUCAUCCUGUGACUGGCAAAAGUGCCCCGGUCAUCAUUGGCCAUGAGUAUAGCGGUGUUAUUUCAGACGUCGGUGACGAGGUUGAUGACCUAAAGCCAGGCGACAGGGUAGUCGUCCAGCCAAUCAUCUUUGACGGAACUUGCAAUUCAUGCCAGAGAGGUCUGGUCAAUUGUUGCACCAAUUCUGGAUUCAUCGGGCUGAGUGGUAUGGUAUUUCGCAAGAAGAUACACGAGGAUACGACGGCUCACAUCAUCACAGGGAUUGGCGGUGGACUUGCCACGUACACAACUGUUCCACGGUAUUCGGUCUUUAAGAUUCCUGAUAACAUACCCCUUCAGGUUGCCGCCCUGGUCGAACCUUUGGCGGUUGCCUGGAACGCCGUGCAGCAAAGCGACUUUAAACCUGGUGACACGGCCCUCAUCCUCGGCGCCGGCCCAAUUGGCCUAGCUAUUCUUCAAGUUCUCAAGAGCAAAGGCGCCAGCCAGAUCAUUGUCACUGAGACGGCAGACAAACGACGAGAAUUUGCGACCAAGUUCGGGGCCACCACAGUCUUAGAUCCUACACAGACAAAUGUGGGCGAAGAGUGCAAGAAGCUUUGCGCAGCAGAAGGCGUCCAAGUGGUCUUUGACUGCGCAGGCAUGCAGAGCACACUAGAAACUGCGCUUGCUGCGUCCAGACCCCGAGCCGUUAUUGUGAAUGUUGCCAUCUGGGCAAGCGAGGUGACCAUAUCGCCUAACUAUUUUAUGCUGAAUGAGAGGACUUUUAAAGGCUCGGCAACAUAUACUUCAUCAGUAUUCCAGGAGGUUAUCGAUGCUCUUGCGCGAGGUGAUCUGAAACCUGAGCCAAUGAUUACUAGUUUGAUUAACAUGGAGGAAAUUGAGGAAAAGGGGUUUAAGACGCUGAUUAACUAUAAGGACACUCAGGUCAAGAUAUUGGUUCGCGUCUAG